This is a messenger RNA of Histoplasma mississippiense, 1851 nucleotides long. RefSeq lists its product as hypothetical. Gene Ontology annotation, cellular component: mitotic spindle; mitotic spindle midzone; mitotic spindle pole body. The record is from RefSeq and is a predicted model, not a curated record. Gene Ontology annotation, biological process: positive regulation of cytokinesis; protein dephosphorylation; microtubule cytoskeleton organization. Lineage: Eukaryota; Fungi; Ascomycota; Eurotiomycetes; Onygenales; Ajellomycetaceae. Gene Ontology annotation, molecular function: protein serine/threonine phosphatase activity; protein tyrosine/serine/threonine phosphatase activity. The transcript has 3 exons. The coding region runs from base 1 to 1851 and encodes 616 amino acids.
AUGCCUUCUGUGAUGGGAUCCUAUGGGCAGGUGAUUGAGUAUAUUCAAGACCGGUUGUAUCUUGCAUCCUAUACCCAACCACCCAGCGAAGGCGCUCCGUUCCCGUACCCGGUGCAGCCCAAGUCGCCAAGCAAGCGGUCUUCUAAAGCUGCCCAUGGAGGAUCUGCAGCGGCCGGUCCCAGAAGCAAACCCCCCGUAUACUUCACUGUUGAUGAUACCCUCCUCUACAACGCCUUCCAUGCCGAUUUCGGCCCUCUGCACAUCGGGCACUUGUACCGUUUUGCCGUCCACUUCCACGAGAUACUAGGCGACCCCGCUAACAGCGAGCGCCCGGUGGUCUUCUGGAGCAAACCCGAUUCUAGAAGCCGCGCCAAUGCCGCUUGCUUGGUUGCGUGCUAUAUGGUCCUGAUUCAAUCUUGGCCGCCUCACCUGGCUCUGGCCCCCAUUGCACAGGCAGAUCCCCCCUAUAUGCCGUUUAGAGAUGCCGGAUAUAGCCAGGCAGACUUUGUCUUGACUAUCCAGGACGUCGUGUAUGGCGUGUGGAAAGCUAAGGAGGAAGGGCUCUGUGGGCUGAAGGAUUUCAGCCUGGAGGAGUACGAAAAAUUUGAGCGGGUAGAUAUGGGUGACUUCAACUGGAUUACUCCGCACUUCCUCGCAUUUGCAUCUCCCCAGCACCAACAGAUCGACCCAAUCCCACCCAAUACACCGGAAUUUGCGGCACUACCUUCAACCAUAACGGAAGUUCUGAUUUCGGACUUACCAGUCCCCUUCAAGAAUGUCCUCUCACACUUUUCAUCUCGGAAUAUCGGUCUGGUCGUCAGAUUAAAUUCAGAGCUAUAUAGUCCGUCGCAUUUUACGGCGAUGGGGAUUAGCCAUAUGGAUAUGAUAUUUGAAGACGGGACCUGUCCGCCACUACCUCUGGUCCGGCGGUUCAUCAAGAUCGCUCACGAGAUGAUCCAUAAGAAGAAAGGAAUAGCAGUGCAUUGUAAGGCCGGGCUGGGCCGCACCGGCUGCCUGAUCGGGGCAUAUCUGAUUUACCGCCAUGGCUUCACAGCCAAUGAAGUUAUUGCUUUCAUGCGGUUCAUGAGACCGGGUAUGGUUGUUGGGCCCCAGCAACAUUGGCUUCACCUGAAUCAGACCAGCUUCCGGGAAUGGUGGUUUGAAGACUGUUUCAAGGAGAAACUCGCGCUGGCAAACCCAACAACUCCCGGUAGAGCCCCCCCAAAACAGCAACGUAUCAUAAGUACCAAUGGGCAAACAGCUACUCCACCACAUCCAAGCCAAAAAAGACACGCUCUGGGUGAGAUUGAUAACAACGAAGCGUCUGCAUACGCUGAUGAUACCCUUCCUGCCCCCACACCAGGGCAACCUCGCAAGUCUCACCGGAAAGACUCAAGGCACCACCCAUACGCGCGCGCUGUAUCUUCGGGCUUAGGGAGCGAGGCGGGGGUGGAAACAAGUGUUUCGAGGAAUGGAACAACGAAGGAGGGCAACCGCCGCAGAUUGACAGAACAUAAUAGUCGUAGCGAGAGUGACGAAGAACUUCAACUGCAAAUGCUUGCCAGGCGGGCAUCGUCGCGGACGCCAGUAUCUCCAUCCCAGCAGCGGUCAACGAGUCAUUCCGCAACUGUUAGUCUGAGUAUUCAUGAAGACGUGGAGGACUACGUGGAUGCCGUGGUUGUUUCGAGCCAGCCGAAGUCGACGCUUGUUGCGAAAAGUGGGAGUGGGAUCUUGGGCGUGGGAAAGGUUCGUGGGAGUCCACGGAGGGGCAUAGAGGGCAAGACGGACAAGGGAGUGAGAAAGCAUAGCGGGCGGGUUGGGAGUGCCGGUGCGGUGUCUAGGUUGAAGUGA